AUGCAUCUCAUCUGGGAGAAUCUCCUCCCGAAUCUUAUCAAGCUCUGGACGGGCAAGUUCAAGGACCUCGAUCAUGCAGACGAGCCAUAUGUCCUCACGCCCACAGUCUGGGAGGCAAUUGGCACCGCGUCUGCUGCCGCAGGCAGUACGAUGCCUAGCGCCUUCGGUUCGCGUGUGCCUAACCCUGCAGAUGGAUCAAUCAAGCUCACCGCUGAAACGACGGCGCUCUGGACGCUGUACAUCGCGCCGACCUUGCUCCUGAAUCGAUUCAAGAAUGCGAAGUUUUACAAGCACUUCGUUUUGCUUGUCAAACUGCUGAACCUCUGCAUGCAGUUUGAGAUCACUGACAGUCAAAUCGACGAGCUCCGGAAAGGCUUUCGUGACUGGGUGGUGGAAUACGAGAUAUUAUACUACCGGCACGAUCCCGCCCGUCUCGCACUAUGUCCGCUCACAAUACAUGCUUUGCUUCACAUCGCAGAUAGCAUUGCUGCGAUUGGACCUGUCUGGACAGCGUGGGCGUUUCCGAUGGAACGGUACUGUGGACAGCUUCUUCGGGGCAUUCGGAGCCGUCGGUUUCCCUACGCCAGUCUCGACAACUACAUCCUAGAGCGCUCACAACUGAAGCAUAUCAAGUUGCUCUAUGACCUAUACGAAGAGCUACGACUACGAGCUCCUGCUACUGGUAUUGGGCAUGUAUUACUCCCUGAAUAUCCCCUGUUUGUCUUCAUGCCUCCGCAAAGUCGGCACGAGAGGCUUCCAAACGAAAUUCACACGAAGAUCAUAGCAUGGCUGGUGGAAGAGUUUGGUGUGCGGCCGAGCACUGCACAGAAGCUUGUCCGCACGGCGCGCUUCACACAAUAUGGCAAAGUUCGUCGGCUCGAGGGUGGCGAUACAAUCUCGGCAAGCAAUCUUGUGAGACGGCAGGAGGACGGCCGUGACGCAACAUUUGUUCGUUAUGAUCGAUUUGUUGACAAGAACGCACGCUUCAAGAACAAGCCAGUCGAGAUGGAACGCCGAGACAAGUUCGGGCAGCUUCUGCGCGUGGUCAUCGUGCCGAUCACCGCUGAGAUGGACGUGCACCUUCACGUUGAUGGUGGACCGCGGACAUAUGCCCUCGCUGUUAUCAGGAGCGUGAAGAUCGAGAAACGACAUUCACUCGGUAUGUCAUACUAUUCGCAGAUGGGUCCGGUGGAUGUGGUCGAUCUCGAUGCUGUGCGAUUCGUAGUCGGACGUGUGUACGAUCCUAGUCAACGGCUGUGGGCAAUUGUCGACCGAAGUGAUAUCCUGACAUCUACACAAGUACAAUAA
Rhodofomes roseus is the source of this 1308-nucleotide messenger RNA. RefSeq lists its product as uncharacterized. Lineage: Eukaryota; Fungi; Basidiomycota; Agaricomycetes; Polyporales; Fomitopsidaceae. Bases 1 to 1308 code for a protein of 435 amino acids. The record is from RefSeq and is a predicted model, not a curated record. The transcript has 4 exons.